Messenger RNA from Podarcis lilfordi (Lilford's wall lizard), 384 nucleotides. NCBI's taxonomy places the organism in Eukaryota, Metazoa, Chordata, Lepidosauria, Squamata, Lacertidae. The record is from the annotation of a GenBank genome assembly.
AUGUUUAUUGGACAACUUCUCAGGUUCAUCAAGAUGGGGGAAGGCACAAUACAGCGGGAACUUUGCCUGACUGAACAUCUUAGAAAUGGAUGGGACAUGGUCCAUUCACUUCAGCAAAACAAGUUUCCAGCAGAUCGUGUCCAGUGUUCCAUUCACUGUGCAGUCCUAAACUGUCACUGGUUUCCAGAAGUUUCUUCCCCACAAUAUGAAAUUUGUUGUCAAGAGAAAGUAGUUACAUUUUUGUAUUUACAAAAUUUUCAAGGUGCAGGGAAAGGCAGUGCCAUGGGUAUUUACAUGGGAAGUUCUAAAUAUAUUCGCAACCUUUGGCUUCAGCUGGUGCAUUUUCAUUCAGAACCAAAACAGCUGAAUUUCCAAAGGAAUUAA